AUGCCGGACAAGAUAUUCUUAACACAUUCAUCUCUCAUUACAGCCAGACACAGAGCCGAUUUGGAUGUGAGUUUUUAUUGAAUUGACAGGUUUUUGAAAUAAAAAUUAUUUCAGGUCGAAGUGGAAGAAAGAAGCUGUGAUAAAGUUCACACAGUCUACAAUUUUGAUGAACCUAUCACUUUUGAUUUUUUGAGGAGAGUAAGAAAAUGGCGACAUGCAACUUUUGCUCAUUUAUUGAUGCAAUGUGUAAUUUGGAAAGAACCCACUGUUAUGAGCGAUUGUAAACGGGCUGAUGAAUUAUGCGCGGUUUUAACACAAGAUUAUCAAUAUGUUAAUAGUAUAAUUAAUUAUAUUAAGAAAUAUCCGAGAUGGUUCAAAGUUAAGGAUUAUCGAAAGAUCAAACUUAUUGUACAAAUAUGUACAAAUACUCAAUAUUACGCUGAUGCAACUACAAUAUUAGAAACCUAUUUUGUCGGAAAUUUACUAGAAGAAACAACGAGUAGAAAACUUCAAUGGUGUAUAAAUGAACAAGGACCAGUUCAUGAGAAUCAAUCUACAUAUUAUCUAACAGUUCAUAUCACAAGUAAUUCAAUUUAUACGGGUCUUCGUUUAGUAGAGUGAGUUUUCUAAUUAAUUUUUCUCUGAGAAUCUUAUAUUGUUUCCAGUUACCAAUUUUUCUAUCCCUAUCUUUCACAAACCAGCCAAUAUGGUUCAUCUUCAAUGGCUGUUGCUGAACUAACAAAUAUAACAGAUGGUUCAAUUGUUCUUGAUUUAAAUGCAGUUGUUGGUGAAUUAUUAUUAGAAGUGUUACUUUUGAAAAACUGUUAUUGUAUUGGAAUAGCACAAGAAUUAGAUGAUUCUGAAGGAGCAUUAAAAAAUUUCGAGAAAUUCAAAAGUUGGAGAAGAGGAAGUAAAAUUCCAUAUUUUGAUAUUAUUGCUGCUGAAAUGAAAGGUUAGCUAAAAAUCGUCAGAAAUCGGUUCUCCUAAAACAAUUUGAUAUUUUUUCCAGGUUUUUUCAACUUCUAUGCAGUCGAUCAUAUUCUUGCUCGUUGCCCAUUUCGCUCAACUCAACCAAUAUCCGAAGUUCAAGAUUAUUUCAAUCAUUUCGAUUCAUUUUUGAAAAAUUGUCGACCAAACGUAACAGCAACACUUAUUUAUCCAAAAGCUCCAGAAUAUGUCACAAUUGUCAAAGAAAUGUUCGUUGAACGUUCGCAUAUUCGAAUAACAAAAAGUUGUUUCUUCGAAGAAUUUCAUCGAAAAUACGGUUUAAUUCAAUUGCAAACAGCGCCAUGUUUUAUGAUGCCACUUUGA
Messenger RNA from Caenorhabditis angaria, 1311 nucleotides. The record is from the annotation of a GenBank genome assembly. NCBI's taxonomy places the organism in Eukaryota, Metazoa, Nematoda, Chromadorea, Rhabditida, Rhabditidae.